UUAAGUGUUCAGCCCCAGCUUCCUUCCACUGGUGAAAGUAGCUACAGUAUCAACAUGUCUGGUGGACAUGCCAGUAUUGGUGACCACAGUGUAACCAAUGUGGGAACAGCAACACCAAGUUGACGUAUACCAAAUAUUAUUUAUUGUUUAAUGACCGUUGCGCUACGUUAGUAGAUUAUAAGAAACUGUUCUUUAAUACUGUAAUCGCUAAAGGACCCUAUACAAUCAAAGCCCUCGUAAGGGACCAACUUGGUAUGUUUUGCAGGUCCAUAGCAGGAGCCCAUAAAACGGAUGGAGCAACGUCCAUGUCACGGCGUAUAUUUCAGAACGAUUGUGACGCGAAUUGACUUAAGAAUCGUAAGAACUUAAGAAUCGUAAAAAGGACCUUGUCAUAACGGUUUUUAUGUAGUCACAGAGUGUUUAUGUCCUGUAUUGUAAUUAGCAUUCUGUUCACUUGUUUAUAUCUUUCAGAACUCCAAGUACUGCGGAAAGUAUCGAAUCUCCAUUUGGGUUUCCGGAGAGUAGGAGUGGUACAAACCCCGUUACUGCUAGCUCAGGAAACCCUACAGAAAGUGAAAAUAUCGCAAAUACCCCUGAAAUACCUACGGCAGUUCCUGAAGUGGGUAGUGUAGGAUCUUCCGAGCAGAUUGCAGUUGCUUCUGGUUCUCGCGGAGCAUUUUCCGGCAGUCCUGUUCCAGAGACAAAAAACUCAGGAACUCCCCCUGGAGAUUCAACCAAUGUUAAUGUCCCUGAAAAAUUACCUGCGAGCGUUCCUGAAGCAGGCAGCGCAGGAUCUUCCAAGCAGAUUGAAGUUGCGACUGGUUCUUGCGUAGUAUUGUGCAGUCCUGUUCCAGAGACAAAAAAAUCAGGAAGUCCCCCUGGAAACUCAGCCGAUGUUAACGUCUCUGAAAAAUUACCUGCGAGUGUUCCUGAAGAAGGCAGUGUGCGAUCCAUCUCGGAAAAGGAAAAUGCUGUCAAGGGUCUUGGAACAUUGUCCUACCCUGUGACUGAAAGUAAUCAUCCUAAAACUCCCACGGAAAAUUCAAGUGACGCUGCUGAUAGCCCUGGGAGAUUCCCAUAUCCGAUUCCUGAAGAAAAUAAAAAACCGGAAUUGGGCGAAUUAGAAAGGGCUGUUUGCACUUCUCGCACUGAAACUACAGCAACUACCGUCGCCUUGUCAAGUAUUGAAGGUUCAGUAAACUGUAGCAGUUCAGAGAGAUGCACACCACUGUCUGGAAUUGAGAAAAAGUUAAACCACAGAAAAGCGUCUGAGGAAAGUGGAGAAACUGCUCAUUUACAGAAGCAGCGUACAUGUAGAGAUGAAAAGAAAACUGCUUCAGCUUCGUCAGCAAUGCAGGGACCUUCAAGUAAGCCUUGUUUAUUUGUCUGGGUACUUUACAUCGUUGUGCAAGUUAGUGCAACACCUUAGAGGGUCAUCUCUUCGAUGUAUUUUUUUGGCAAUACUGUGAUAUUAGACGAGCAUUCUUUGCACAGGGGUUGGGGUGAGUAAGCCUACCUUCCAUGUGGUAGCGGACCGUUCAUAGCCUAGCAUGCGUAGCAGGUGUCGAAAAUGGAGGGGGAUUGGGGAGAGAGGCACCUUCUUUUUUCCCAUUUAUGCUUUUCUCCCCCUCUCCUCCCCUCCCCUUUUUGCGCCUUCACGGCACGCAGGCUAUUCUUUAGGAGGUAACCUCCUACGCAGAUGUUAUUAGGGCUUCUUCAUCCGGUGGAACUCGUGACGAAGUCUUUAUAACGUCUGCGUGCGUGGCUAAUUACCCCAGUAUCUAUGGUGGAACUGCCCACCUACCCCUCCCCCUAAGCCAACAUUUUGCCCUAAGUGAGAAGUAAGCUUUAAUGUUGACUUAAUGAUCCGUAAUAGUUAAAUAUAUGAAAAAGAUCCUCGAUAUAACGAAACCUCUGUGUAGCGAACCAAUUUUGCCGGUCCCUUGGCCGUUUGUUAUGUCGAGGUUCCACUGCAGCAAAAUCCCUACGGGCAGGGGUCAAACAAACUAAUUUUGCAUUCGGCUUGUCCUAUUUUCUUUUGCGCUAGAUAAUAUCAAACUGUCUGUAGCAAGGAAUACCAUUCCACCUACAAAUAGAGCUGAUGAACGAAGCAAUAGACUAGUUGGACAGUGUAGUAUUCCGGGACCGCCACCAGAUCACGCUUUUGCGGCAGCAUCUAAUGCAGCUAGUGCAUUCAAGAAUUCAACCGCACCUUCAAAGGGAAGUUCGUCGAAAGAAGCGCAACACAGAAAAGAAAUAUUUGUGAGAGGUGACUCCUUUCCCGACAGUGAUGUUUCGGUAAACCAAGAUCAGAGGCAGAUAACAGAUUCAAACCAAACAACGAGAGUUGUCGGACACAGCUAUCAACACAGAGUUGGUGACGGUGUGGGUAGCGAGAACAGACGUGAAACAGCACAGAAUGAAAAUAGUUGUGUUGUACCAAUUGAUUCCGAUCCUGGGGAAGACACUAAGGGAAAGGAAAGGUGCGAUAAGGAUAAUUGUAAGAUCAUGUGA
This is a messenger RNA of Porites lobata, 2514 nucleotides long. Lineage: Eukaryota; Metazoa; Cnidaria; Anthozoa; Scleractinia; Poritidae. The record is from the annotation of a GenBank genome assembly.